CUGCAGCACGCGCUCUGGAAAUUCUGCAUCAUCAGCAUCAUCACCAGUCGGUUGAUUCUCCUCUUCAACCUUCAGUCUCAGUCUUUUCUUGAUUACACUCGUCGAUAUUUUCAAUCAUAUUUUUUGCCUAUCGACUUCAUUCCUUCAGCGAGGCUUCCUGAAACAGCUGCAUAGAGAAUGUCUGCUGCUAAUAAUGCUAAUCCAGCCGGUGGCCCUGGAGGAGAUGGGGCACCAGCGGGUCCUCCUGCUCCCCCUCCAAACACCACCAGCAACCGCCGACUACAGCAGACACAAGCACAAGUGGAUGAGGUGGUGGACAUCAUGCGUGUAAAUGUGGAUAAAGUUCUGGAGAGAGAUCAAAAGCUUUCAGAACUGGACGACCGGGCGGAUGCUCUGCAGGCCGGGGCUUCUCAGUUCGAAAGCUGUGCUGCUAAACUGAAGAACAAAUACUGGUGGAAAAACUGCAAGAUGAUGAUCAUAAUGGGUGUGAUUGGAGUCCUCUUCAUUGGAAUCAUUUUCUUGUAUUUCUUCUCCUGAGCUGAUUCACAUGAUGAGUAUGAGAAAUGAGCUCCACCCCUUUUCCUGAUCCUUCUCUACUCAAGAUGUCAGUCGUCUCACACUUUGGUGUGACCUUAGUAUGUAGAUAUCAAAACUCAUUUUACCUAUACAUAUCACAUGCAUCAAUUCUCUUACUAUCUUUCUCUUUCCUUCUUUCUCUUUCUGAAUAAACUGCACUUUUCAAACCUUAUGCAGACACAAAGACAUUCAUACACGACUGCACUCAGGCAGAAGAUAGAGAGAGAGAGAGAGAGAGAGAGCAAGAGAAAGAAAGCGAGAGAUUAACUCAGGCUAAGUCAGAGAAUUUGUAAAUUGAUACAUACAUUAUCAAAUAUAACCCUAUGCUAUUCUUACUACUGCUAUUGCCAUUAGCCAGUACCAUGAGCUAUCAGUCAUCUAUUUUGUUCAGAACCUUUAUGUGUACUGAUGAUACAGAUUAGGUUGAUAGCUUUUUCUGCAUAGCACAAGAAGUAUUAAGAUGUAAUUAUAUAUAUUUUUGAAUUUUUAUCAAGAGUAGAACGUUAUAAGUGAAAAUAAUUUUCAUUUUUAUUUAUUCAGUAUUGGCAGGAAAAAAUACAUUAAACCCUACAAGGUGUUGGAGGUUACACUUUUAAAAUAAAUGCUGUAGAAGAAUAAUUUUUGUCCGAAUGGUUUCAUAAGGACCUCUGCAGAACCUUCCGUGGCAUGAAAGCUUCUUAGUAGUAAAAUUUUUUUUUCAGAUAUUAAAAUGUAUGAAUGAAGGUUUUCACUGAAUGGUUCUUUGAGGAAAAUGUUUCUUCAAUGGCAUCACUGAAAAAACCUUUUAAGGGGACAUAUCAUGAAAAUCUGACUUUUUUUAUGUUUAAGUGCUAUAAUCGGGUCACCCAUACUUUUAUCAACCUAGAAAAUGAAAAAAGAUCAACCCAGUAACUUAGUUUUGGUAAAUCAUUCUCUGCAAGCAUGUGAAAAAAUAGGUCAUUAAAAUUUUUCUCCCCUUGUGAUGUCAAAAGGGGAUAAUACCGCCCCUUAAUCUGCACUAUCCAACCACGGCACUGCCAUUUAGUGCAGACAUUUGCAUUUAAAAGCACAGACACAAAAAUUUGCCCUACACGGUGGCAAUUUUAACAUAUUAUUAUAAAUUAUCUGUGUGUUAUUUUGAGCUAAACCUUCACAUAUGUACUCUGGGGACACCAAAGAUUUCUUUAACAACUUAAAAGUCUUGUGAAAUGUCCCCUUUAAGGGCCUUUUUUAGGCCCCCUGUGGUGAAAAUCAUGUUUGUAUUGUUGGUUUUAUGUCUACGUGGUGUUUUUAAUAUCCUUUAAGGCAAGCCAUGUACAAAUUCAUCAUUCAGCCCCAUUGCUUAGUAUUUUCUCCAUAAAAUUUGAGCUUUGAAAUCACCUUGAUUUCCUACGUCACAAACAUGUGACCAAUCACAUCAACACAGUUGAAAGUGUAGAUCAGUAGUUCAAGCCAUAGAUAUUAUAUAUAUAUAGAUGCCGCAUAGCAUAGGCUCACUGCUGGAACGAUUGCAGUACAGCUGCUUCACCUGUUUCUGUGAUGCUCAAACCUGUUAAAGGGACACUCUACUUUUUUUAAAAAAUAUGCUCAUUUUCCAGCUCCCCUAGAGAUUUGAUUUUUACCGUUUUGGAAUCCAUUCAGUUAAUCUCUGGUACCACUUUUAGCAUAGCUAUUUAGUUUUAAAUAGGAAAAAUAUUAAAACUUUGGUUAUUUUUUACUGCAAUGCUAAUGGUUUAUGCUAAGCUAUGCUAAAAGUGGUACAGCCAGACCCUGAGAUCAGCUAAAUGGAUUCCAAAACCGUAAAAAUCAAAUGUUUAACACUAGGGGAGCUGAAAAAUUAGCAUAUUUUCAAAAAAAGUGGAUUGUCCCUUAAACAUCGCCAAUGAUUUCAUGCAUGCUUGUGUGAAACCGGACUAAGCAGUUUUGUGUCUGAAAUGGUCAGAGCUGCAAGAGUGGAGGCGGAGCCUAAUUAGCAUAUUAUAAAUCUGUGUAUACCAAACGAGGCAAGAUUAUAGAGUUACAUUUAAGCUGUUUUAAAGCAUAAAGGAAUUACUAUGACAGGAAAACUUUUACAUAUGCUAUUAUAAUGCUCAAGGACGAAUUUUAAGUGAUAAAAUACUCGACUACAGGGAGACUUUUAGAGGGAAACUGCUGUGUUUUGACUUGCAUAGCAGAUUAUUCCCACUAUUAGACUUGAUUUAUUUUGUAUUGUUAAACUUUUAUUACUGUAACUGCUUGAUUUACAACACAAACCUCAUUUUCCUGUUUUGUGGAAAAUAUUCAUCUGGGCACAAGAUGCUGUCAGCCUGCCAUGAUGUACUGAAAUGUACCGAAUCUACUCAGAAAUAUAUAAUCAGUGCAGUGCGUGCUAAUAAUUUAUACUGCCAUGUAAUUGACAACUGUUGGUUUUACAUUCCUGUAUCUGUACACUUUAUUAUAUUUUGUUUUUAUAUAUUAUUUCAUAUUUUGAUUAUAGAUGUCUAUUUUUUUUUUCUCUUGUAAGCUCAAAUGAGACAUACUAAAAAUAAUGUGAAAGUCUAUAUAUGUGAAUG
Molecule: messenger RNA, 3107 nt
Organism: Paramisgurnus dabryanus
Lineage: Eukaryota; Metazoa; Chordata; Actinopteri; Cypriniformes; Cobitidae
Source: RefSeq, a predicted model, not a curated record